CCAAUAUGCAUAUAAGAAAUGAACAGCUGCACAUCUCCUGAGAAUCUGAGAUUCUUUCAAUUUGCAGCACAAUUCGAAAAAUCUCAAUCCUUUCCAUUAAUUGCUAAUAAAAAUCAUUGUAAUGAAAUUAAUCCUAUAAUAAACUGGCUCUUUUCUAAAGAUCCCGAUUUCGCUUUAUCUUUUUUGCUAUUUAUCUUCAGGGCAAAGCAUUCUUUGCACGUUACCUAGAUCCAAAAUUCUCCCAGCUUUAACUUUCAUUCUGCAAAUUUUACGGUUUCAGGUGUUAAACAAUGGAAGGUAUUAUAGUUAGGAGAGUUAUCCCUUCCGAUAACUGUUGCCUCUUUAAUGCUGUUGGUUAUGUCAUGGACCACGACAAAAAUAAAGCACCUGAGCUAAGACAGGUUAUAGCUGCAACUGUGGCCAGUGAUCCAGAAAAAUUUUCUGAAGCAUUCCUUGGAAAGCCUAAUGAAGAGUAUUGUGCAUGGAUUCUUGACCCAGAGAAAUGGGGAGGUGGCAUUGAGCUUGCAAUACUGGCUGAGUAUUAUGGGCGUGAGAUUGCAGCAUAUGAUAUACAAACCACCAGAUGUGAUUUGUAUGGACAGGGAAAAAACUACCGCGAAAGAGUUAUGCUGAUCUAUGAUGGACUGCAUUAUGAUGCUUUAGCUAUGUCUCCUGCCGAAGGAGCUCCAGAAGAGUUUGAUCAGACGAUAUUUCCUGUGCAAGUGGACCGGACCGUGGGGCCAGCCGAGAGACUCGUCCUUAAUUUGGUUAAAGACCAGCAAAGGAAAAGGAGUUAUACUGACACUGCUAACUUCACUUUGCGAUGCGGUGUCUGCCAAAUUGGAGUUAUUGGCCAGAAGGAAGCAGUGGAGCAUGCACAAGCAACAGGCCAUGUGAACUUCCAGGAAUAUAAAUGAUUUAUCCGUUGCCAUAAACCUGCAAUGUUGUUUCAGCAAGUUUGACACUGUGUCGUGUUUUGUGGAAGAAGAAAACAUUUAGAUUCGUUGCAUUUUCUGAUUCCUUGUGUUUGUUGUAAUAUUGAAGAAUUUUUGGAUUUGAAAAGGAUACGUGUAGACAAUUGAAUGCAAACUUCUUUGUUUUAAGGUA
Olea europaea var. sylvestris is the source of this 1107-nucleotide messenger RNA. Its product is annotated as ubiquitin thioesterase OTU1-like. Lineage: Eukaryota; Viridiplantae; Streptophyta; Magnoliopsida; Lamiales; Oleaceae. Gene Ontology annotation, biological process: protein deubiquitination; endoplasmic reticulum unfolded protein response. Gene Ontology annotation, molecular function: cysteine-type deubiquitinase activity. Gene Ontology annotation, cellular component: cytosol; nucleus. The coding region runs from base 291 to 917 and encodes 208 amino acids. The record is from RefSeq and is a predicted model, not a curated record. The transcript is spliced from 9 exons.